Molecule: messenger RNA, 1595 nt
Organism: Ochotona princeps (American pika)
Lineage: Eukaryota; Metazoa; Chordata; Mammalia; Lagomorpha; Ochotonidae
Product: bone morphogenetic protein 8B-like
Exons: 8
Biological process (GO): SMAD protein signal transduction
Cellular component (GO): extracellular region
Molecular function (GO): cytokine activity; growth factor activity
Source: RefSeq, a predicted model, not a curated record
AUGCCUGCUGCCAGCAGGAUCCCCUCCCGAGCGUGGGUUCCGCACGUCGGUCCUGCCCUUGCUCUCUCAUUGGUUCGCCCUGGCUGGGGCGCGGCCAGGAAAAAGCAGAUGGCAGGGCCGGCUGAGGCCACUGGAGGUCCGCGCCGCGGGAUCGCCGGCACAGCCCCAGCAGACCUGGUCCCUUUAGGGACUGGCGACAGCAGCACCUCAGACGCAUUCUCUAACCUAGGGGGCGGCGGCCGCAUCCACACAGUCCCAAGCCGAGACAGCCCGGCGCGCCAUGGCCGCGCUCCCCGGCCGCUCUGGCUCCUGGGCCUGGCACUGUGCACCCUGGGCGGCGGCCCCGGCCCGCGCCCCCCGCCCGGCUGUCCCCAGCGUCGUCUGGGCACGCGCGAGCGCCGCGACAUGCAGCGCGAGAUCCUGGCGGUGCUCGGGCUGCCCGGGCGGCCCCGGCCCCGCGCACCACCCGCCGCCUCCCGGCUGCCCGCGUCGGCGCCGCUCUUCAUGCUGGACCUGUAUCGUGCCAUGGCCCGCGACGACGACGACGACGCCGGGCCCCCUGAGCGGCGCCUGGGCCGCGCGGACCUGGUCAUGAGUUUCGUCAACAUGGUGGAGCGCGACCAUGUCCUUGGCCCCCAGGAUCCCGGCUGGAAGCUGUUCUUUGACCUGACUCAGAUCCCAGCAGGGGAGGUGGUGACAGCUGCCGAGCUCCGCAUCUACAAGGAGCCCAGCGCCCUGGUGGUCCAGGAGCAUGCCAACAGGGAGUCUGACUUGUUCUUUUUGGAUCUUCAGACGCUCCAGGCUGGGAAGGAGGGCUGGCUGGUGCUGGACGUCACAGCGGCCAGUGACCGCUGGCUGCUGAACCGUCACAAGGACCUGGGACUCCGCCUCUAUGUGGAGAUGGAGGAUGGUGAGGCUCAGGGCUGGGGGCUCAGCGUGGAUCCUGGCCUGGCCGGGCUGCUGGGGCAGCGGGCCCCACGUUCCCGCCAGCCCUUCAUGGUCACGUUCUUCAGGGCCAGCCCAAGUCCUGGGCAUGCUCCUCGGGCCUUGAGGCCCCUGAAGAGGAGGCAGCCAAAAAGAACCAAUGAGCUACCGCACACCCACAAACUGCCAGGGAUCUUUGGUGCUAUCCAUGGCUCCAGUGGCCGGCAGGUUUGCCGCCGGCAUGAGCUUUAUGUCAGCUUCCGGGACCUUGGCUGGCUGGACUGGGUCAUUGCCCCCCAGGACUACUUGGCCUAUUACUGUGAGGGUGAGUGUGUCUUCCCACUAGACUCCUGCAUGAACGCCACCAACCACACCAUCCUGUAGUCCCUGGUGCACCUGAUGAAGCCAGAUGCAGUCCCCAAGGCAUACUGUGCACCCACCAAGCUGAGCGCCACCUCCAUGCUCUACUACGACAGCAGCAACGUCAUCCUACGGAAGCACCUCAACAUGGUGGUCAAGGCCUGCGGCUGCCAUUGAGCCUGGCUGCCACCCACUGCAGCCAGCGCUCCCCAGCCCUCUGCAGAGACUCUGCAACGUCCCCGCACACCUUUCCUGCCAGGCUUCUGCCAGGCCCUUUGCCCUGCUUUUCUGACAAGCCUCACACUCAACAA